AUGGGCCUGAAUGCAACAAUCUGUGUGCAGCACCCACACGUCCAGCGUGAAAAAUGUCAGGCUUCAGCUACAGUACAAAGAGAAAAAAAGCCAAACCCAACCCAAUCCGUGGGCCGUACGGAAACGCCUGUAACGGAGCGCGCUCAAACGGGCACGGGAAGCCAGCUGUCUGAGGGACGACGUACUCGCCGUGACCCCAUCGCCAGCGGGUACCCGCCGCAGGUCAUGGAGAAGGCGCUGGAAAUGGCCGAAGGCAUCCAAGUGACCGGCGCGCCUGUCCGCACCACGAGAGAUGAACUGGUUGCCAAGGUGAAGAAAAGAGGCAUAUCAAGUAGCAAUGAAGGGGUAGAGGAGCCCUCCAAGAAGCGAGCUGUUGAGAAAAGCAAAGAUUCUAAGGAUACUGGAAAGCAUGUGAAAACAACCAAGGCAGAAGCCCCAAAGGAAACAGAGAGCACAUUGCCAAAAAAGCAGGAGAAAGAUACUAGCAAAGAUCCAGAAAGCUCCCAGUCAACUUGCAGUUCAACUCAAGAAAUGGUCACAGCAUCAGACAUAGAAACAGAAGGAAAACCUGCUAAUGCUGAAAAUACUACUGAGCAAAAUCCAUCUCCAUCUGAAAAAGAGUCAGGAGAGAAGCCUUGCUCAAAUCCACCUAAGGAAAGCAAGUGUGAAAAUGUGCCGUCACCUGAAAAGAAAACUACAGUAAGUGCAGCGCCACCAGCUGCCAAGAGUGCCCCGCGAGCCGCGCAGGGGGAGGGGGUGGGGCGGGUGCUCCCCCCGGCUGCCAAGAGUGCCCCACAGGCAGCAGCAGUGGCAGCGGCAGUGCCAUCGACUGCCAAGAGUGCCCCGCAGGCGGUUGCAGUGCCACCGGCUGCCAAGAGCAGCCCACAGGCAGAGACGGUGGCAGCAGCGGUGCCACCGGCUGCCAAGAGCAGCCCACAUGCAGAGACGGUGGCAGCAGCGGUGACAGCGGUCCCACCCACCUCCAAGAGCACCCCGCAGGCAGCAGCAGUGCCACCAGCUGCCAAGAGCACCCCACAAACAAGUGCUACACUGCUGUCUUCCAAAAACCAAGCGAGUGCCCCAGCAUCAGUGUCCAAGAGCGGUGCCCAGGCGGGCACCUCGCUGCUGCUGGCCCCCAAAAGUGGUGCUCAGGCGGGCACCUCACUGCUGCUGGCCUCCAAGGGCACUGCUAAGGUGGGCUCCUCGCUCCUGGCCUCCAAGAGCAGUGCCGAGGUGGCUGCCUCGUUGCUGGCCGCUCGGAGCGGUGCUCAGCAGGGAUCCUCACUGCUGUCUUCCAAGAGCAGUGCUCAGGUGGCUGCUUCGCUGCUGGCCACUCGGAGCGGCGCUCAGCAAGGUCCCUCAUCACUGGCCUCCCGGGGUGGAGCUCAGGCAGGUGCUUCCCUGCUGGCCUCCAAGGGUGGCACGCAGGCAGGUUCACCACAGCUUGCCUCCAAGAGUGGCUCGCAGGCAGGUGAAAGCCCUGCUAAGGCUUUGUGCAAACCGUUAACCAGCGAAGAUGCAAAGGAAAGACAACCUUUUUUCAACAGACUGUACAAAGCUGUAGCGUGGAAACUGGUUGCUGUUGGAGGCUUCAGUCCUAACGUAAAUCACGCAGAACUUCUAAACUCAUCUAUUCAGUCUGUAAAAGCUACGUUAGAUGUUGCUUUUGUUCCCCUGAAGGAACUUGCAGACUUGCCUCAAAAUAAGAGCUCUCUAGAAAAUAUAGUUUGUGAACUGAGGUGCAAGUCUGUCUACUUGGGUACUGGCUGUGGUAAAAGUAUGGAAAAUGCCAAAGCGGUUGCUUCAAGAGAAGCUUUGAAAUUGUUCCUCAAGAAGAAAGUUAUUGUGAAGAUAUGUAAAAGAAAAUACAAAGGUAGUGAAAUUGAGGAUCUGGUACUUCUGGAUGAAGAAUCAAAACCUUCAAAUUUACCUCCAGCUUUAAGAAAUCCUCGUGAGAUCUUGUAGGGGAGAAUCGCUGUUUGUACCGUGUAUAGUAUUUCAAGACGAGGACUAAAGGUUAAUUUUGUACUUUAAAAAUGUAGGCUUCCAGAUAUUUUGUAUUUCUUUCUCAGUUUUGCAAGACAAUGAUAGUCCUUUCACUCGGUAGCAAUUGUAUAAAACUUGUUAGAGAUGACAAGUGUGCAUUUAAAGGUAUGCCUUAAUAUAUAGCACACUAGUGUGCUGUUUUAUUUGCAAAAUAGUCUACCUAAUUCUUCUAUUUUUAAUUAAACGAUUAAGGUACAAUUUGCUGUUUAAAACCUGACAGUUUUGUAAUUCUUACGAUUUGAUGGCAGCGUGCUCAAUUGUCUACCAUGUCUUUUUUAGCCACAUAGAAGUAUGUAUAUAGGGACCAUAAUACUUGAAUGAUUGAAAGCUGUUUAAAAAUUUCCAUCAAAAAGUUGAGUCAUCUGUUUCAGGCGUGUUGCUCAUAAUGUUCACUGUUGCUCAUACUAGGAGAGAAAAUAGUUGGUUGACUAUUUUUAUGGGAAGUCGUAACACUUGCAAUAUAAAUGACGUCCCGAUCCCAUGUAGCGUUAUACUGACAAAUUAUCAAUUAGCAGUCAAGUCACAGCUACUUCAGCCACCAAAACUGUAAGCAGAUUUAAUUUAUAUUGCGAAAUAUCAUUUACAGUUUUUUCAAAUAAACACGGAUUUCUAUACUAAGCAUAUUUUGACUGCUACUAAAACAAUAAAACCUCUGGGAUAUGCUUUUAUAGUAUUUUGGAUUUGGCUAUUAAAGAUUCCAGCCAUUUCAGUAACUUUGCAGCACCUUACGGAAAGCUUUAUUUCGAGUGGCUUCAAGGUGCAAUCCCACAAGGAUGAGUUCUUUUCUUUGGAUGCGUAGCUGAAAUGCUGUAAAACUGAUGGAGUGGACCUACAGAAUAUCUGUUUCUACGUUUGUAACACUUAGCAAGAUAAGCAAAAUGAAGAUGCUGCUGUCUCCUGGAGACAGCGAGUGUGUUGUAAAGCGUUCACACCGAUUGAGCCCGCCCUUUGCUACAUUUUCACACGAUGUACAGAACGGCUUGAAGCAAAGAAAGUGGGAGAUUACCUUUUAUUUUCAAUGUUCCUGAAAUACCUGCACAAACUGCAUGUUUUGGUAUGUUGGAUAAUGACGUGUAAUUGUGAAAACAUAAUGUCUUCAGUGCUAUUUUGAAUUAAUCUUGUCCGAUUACAGUAGUUAGCAUCAUUUAACGGAGACCUUACACUUGACUGACAGAUCCAUUGGUCGAGUACUACAGGAGUGAAUAGGAAUUCCUGGGAUCUCGGUAGUAUGUAUGUCCACUUAAAGACUUCAUGUUCUUUUGUGAUUUUGGCGACUAAACCACGGUGUUACAGGUGUUACACUGUACCCUGCGUGAUUUUGAACAGCAGUGGCUGUCCGGUCCGUAGCACCCGAAGCCUGCAAGGCGCUGGCGCUUCCCGAUGGCUGGUUGAGAACUUCCUCCAUCUGACCCCUGUGCUUCUGUGCCCUCAGUCGCCCUUCGCUCUAGUUAGGUUUCUCAGGAGCUCCCCCUUGGUGUUUCUGGAGCACCACCCGAUGUUUGGAACGCGGUGUGUUAAAUUGCGUCUCAUGCAGUGUAAGAACUGGUGUGCGCUUCUAGCACAGAGCAAGUUUCGUGCUGAAUUUGGGAGUUGUGGUAUUCAUGCCAGGAAGUGUUGAGAUCUGUUUUCAAAUCCUCCCCCUGUUCAGGUGGAGACACAGAAUGACUGUUUUCAUGGGGCAGGAAUUGCGUCCCGUGCCCUCUGGAGUACAGCUUUUCUAGCUGUGAGCUUGUGAGAAUUGCAGCAUGUGUUGCAAUGUGAAAACCUGUGUUUCCCAUCUGUAAAGCGAAGCUCACAGUAUUUACUGACCUCAAGGGGGUGUCAGGGUAACUGUGUUAAAAGGCUGAGGUGCUAGAUGCCUUUUUUUAAAGUCCUGACUUAGCUUUUUUUAGAAUUUUCGAAUGUUAUUCCUCUUUGAUGUUUGGUUGUGAUUCAUUAAAGGACGAGUCUGUAGCUACUCUUAAUAGAAAC
Molecule: messenger RNA, 4017 nt
Organism: Aptenodytes forsteri (emperor penguin)
Lineage: Eukaryota; Metazoa; Chordata; Aves; Sphenisciformes; Spheniscidae
Gene: CDKN2AIP
Product: CDKN2A interacting protein
Exons: 4
Coding region: 1-1965 (654 amino acids)
Cellular component (GO): nucleoplasm; nucleolus
Source: RefSeq, a predicted model, not a curated record